UAUGAACAAUUCGGUGUUUUUCAUGCAAGAUACCCUCUGUUUUCCCGCGGAUUAAUGCAAUCGUCGUCGGUUGCAUGCAGCAAAGCGAUGGGGGAAUUGAUAGAUUAAACAGUAGCCUAUUAUUAUGAUAAACGGAGACGCUCAUCCCAAAACCGUAUAUUUGUUUUAUAUGCCGAAAUGAGGCAGGGGGCGGAAAGUCGCCGCAGAAACAGUGGGUUUUGGCCAAACAUCACACAGUUUCAGUCCAUAAUUGACGUUAAAUCGUGGGUUUGCGUUGCUUUUGGUGCAAAAUUACCGAAUUGAGCGAAUUUUGCCAGAGAAAUGCAGCUUGCUUGAAGACACCCCAGAUAUCGGUUGGCUACUGCUGCCAUGACAGGUAGAGGUCUCCUCUCGACUACGGCUUCGCCGGUUGGAGAAUAAACAGGUUGAUUGGGACGUGAUCACAGCUGCGGAACUGCCAAUGUCGGGUGUUAUUAUUAGUGGAGCUUGAUCCUGUAAAUAUAAACGCAAACAUACAGUAAUUCGGGAAAAACUCAGGGAAAAUGUCUUCUCGUUCUGCAUUACCGUCUGGAAACGACAGGGGCACGGACCAUCAUGUGUCUCUAGCCGCCAGUCGCUCAGACAAGGGAACCAGCCUGUCCAGCCGCUCACUGGGCGCCCGCUGCAGGAACUCCAUCGCCUCCUGCUCUGAUGAGACUCCGCACAUCGGCAACUACCGCCUGCUUAAGACCAUCGGCAAGGGCAACUUCGCCAAGGUCAAGCUGGCCCGCCAUAUCCUGACGGGCAAGGAGGUUGCAAUAAAAAUAAUUGACAAAACUCAGUUGAAUCCAACCAGCCUACAAAAGCUCUUUCGAGAGGUUCGGAUAAUGAAAGGUUUAAAUCAUCCAAACAUAGUGCAGCUGUUCGAAGUGAUUGAGACGGAUAAGACCCUUUAUCUAAUCAUGGAGUAUGCCAGUGGAGGUGAAGUGUUUGACUACCUCGUCUCUCAUGGGAGAAUGAAGGAGAUUGAAGCCAGAGCCAAAUUUCGGCAGAUCGUGUCUGCUGUCCACUACUGCCACAUGAAGAACAUUGUCCACCGAGACUUGAAGGCCGAGAAUCUCCUGCUGGACGCCAACGCCAACAUCAAAAUCGCCGACUUCGGCUUCAGCAACGAGUUCACACUGGGCAACAAGCUGGACACGUUCUGUGGCUCUCCACCCUACGCCGCCCCGGAACUGUUCCAGGGGAAGAAGUACGACGGGCCCGAGGUGGACGUCUGGAGCCUGGGGGUCAUACUGUACACGCUGGUGUCAGGAUCGCUGCCCUUCGACGGGCAGAACCUCAAGGAGCUUCGUGAGCGCGUCCUGAGGGGGAAGUAUCGCGUGCCCUUCUACAUGUCCACCGACUGCGAGGGGAUCUUACGCCGGUUCCUGGUGCUCAACCCUACCAAGCGCUGCACCCUAGAUCAAGUCAUGAAGGACAAGUGGAUAAACGCAGGGUAUGAUGAGGAUUCCCUGAAGCCCCAUAUAGAGCCUGUCGAGGACUACAGUGACACUAGUCGCAUAGAGGUGAUGGUGGGGAUGGGCUUCACUCCAGAGGAGAUCAAGGACGCUCUGCUCAACCAGAAGUACAAUGAGGUCACCGCCACUUAUCUACUGCUGGGCCUCAAAAACGAGGAUGGCAGCGAGUCUCGUUUGGCCAGUACCCUGUCCCUGGCACGGAUCCGGCCCAGCCCCAUCACCAAUGGGACCAACAAACACUCCUCGGCCACUGCAGGCUCCUCUUCCUCCUCUUCCUCGCAUAGCAAGACCCAGCGCAGCGCCUCCACCUAUCACAGGCAGCGGCGGCACAGUGACUUCUGCGGGCCCUCCAUGCCCGUCAUGCACCCCAAGCGGAGCCCCACCAGCACGGGUGACCGGGAGCUGCGGGAGGGGCGCAUGCCACCUCGUAAGGCCAGCUGCAGUGUGAUGGGCAGUCGCUCGCUGCCCCCCUCCAGCCCCAUGGUCAGCAGUGCUAAUAAUCCCAACAAGUCAGAGAUCCCCGACCGCCGCAAGGAGAUGACGGCCACCACAGUGAGAAACAGUGAGAACAAUAUCCCAGGAAGUGCAAUGACCCGCCGGAACACAUACGUCUGCACGGACCGCUCCAGCACCGACAGACACUCCUUGCUGCAGAAUGGCAAGGAGAACAGCUCGCUGUCCCACCGCCUACCCCCCACCUCCCCCUCCACCCUGAGCAUCUCCGGGGCCUCCUCCUCUGGCGAGCGCUGCCGUCUGACACGGGGCUCCACGAUCCGGAGCACUUUUCACGGGGGCCAGUUGAGGGACCGGGGCCCGCCCGUCUACUCUGCCCCGCCCACCUCCCCCACGCUGUCCCACCACGACGCCAGUCCACUGCCGCACUCCCGCAGCCGCGCCACUUCCAACCUCUUUACCAAACUCACCUCCAAACUCACACGCAGGGUCAAUCUUGACCCCUCUAAGCGCCAGGGCUCAAACAAAUCAGUCUCGGGUUGUACCCUUCCCCAGGGAUCAAAAACAGUUAGGUCACAAAUGAACCUGAGGGAAUCUGCCGAUCUGCGGUCACAAGUCGCCAUUUACCUGGGCAUCAAAAAGCGGCCGAGCCCUGGGCCAUCGGAUGUGGCUGGAAUCUGAGGGUACCCCGGGGGCGGCGGGACCCAGCGGAGGUGGUGCUGGCUUUGCGGGUGGCUGCCAGGUCCACCACGUCGGCCCCUUCCUGCUCUC
This is a messenger RNA of Oncorhynchus masou masou (cherry salmon), 2723 nucleotides long. RefSeq names its product MAP/microtubule affinity-regulating kinase 4-like. Gene Ontology annotation, molecular function: tau-protein kinase activity; ATP binding; protein serine/threonine kinase activity. Gene Ontology annotation, biological process: microtubule cytoskeleton organization; intracellular signal transduction; protein phosphorylation. The transcript is spliced from 18 exons. NCBI's taxonomy places the organism in Eukaryota, Metazoa, Chordata, Actinopteri, Salmoniformes, Salmonidae. Gene Ontology annotation, cellular component: cytoplasm. Bases 543 to 2633 code for a protein of 696 amino acids. The record is from RefSeq and is a predicted model, not a curated record.